Molecule: messenger RNA, 1847 nt
Organism: Lepus europaeus (European hare)
Lineage: Eukaryota; Metazoa; Chordata; Mammalia; Lagomorpha; Leporidae
Gene: BCL2L15
Product: BCL2 like 15
Exons: 5
Coding region: 1286-1768 (160 amino acids)
Biological process (GO): regulation of apoptotic process
Cellular component (GO): nucleus; cytosol
Source: RefSeq, a predicted model, not a curated record
GGUUGAAUGAUAGGUUGGCUCUGAGAGGUUUGAAUGCUGCUUCUGAGACCCUGACCCAUAAUCUGGGUUUAGCUACAUUCAGAAGGUGGCCACAACAGGUGAAUAUCCAAUCCCAAGUUCUUUUAAAAACAAUAAUGGAUUCUAAAAAAAAAAAAAAAAAAAAAAAAACCACACACACACAAAAACAAUAAUGGAUUCUAAUCCUGUUAGGAAAAUGUCUUUUUCGUGUGUCAGAUCCCUUUUAUCCUAGUUAUUAGGUUUUGGGCUAAAAGGAAGAUAUUUCCUUCUUUGUGCCUAAUGAGUUCCUAUUUAUACUUCCAAGUUCAUCUCAGGUGUUUCUGCAGUAAAGAAGCAUCCCAGUCUCCGAGGUUUGCUUCCCUCUCACACUCUCAGUGCAACGUAUCAUAAUAGGGCAAGACAUCAUGUGAUUGUCAUUUAACAGCUGUCAUUUCUGCUGAAGUGUAAGCUCCCUAACACAAGAAUUAUGCCUGUAUCAUUUUUCUGUGUUAUUUGUUGUGCUAAACAGUUCUGUGCACAUAAGUGUUUAAUCAUCAUUGUAUGGUAUGGCAAAUAAAUGCCAUAAUCAGAAGUUAUAGCUUCAAAGCCUUCCUGUAAGUUAUACCAUACAUAUAACCUAACAGGAAGUAUUUUUAAUUUUUUAAAAUAAAUCUUAAGAUUUAUUUAUUUAUUUGAAAGUCAGAGUUACACAGAGAGAAGGAGAGGCAGAGAGAGAGAGGGAGAGAGAGAGAGAGAGGGAGAGAGGUCUUCCAUCCGCUGGUUCACUUCCCAAAUGGCCACAGCAUCUGGGGCUCUGCCAGGCUGAAGCAGGAGUCUAGAACUCCAUCUUUGUCUACCAUGUGGAUGUCAGGGGCCCAAACACUUGGGGGCCAUCUUCCACUGCUUUCCCUGGCACAUUAGCAGGCUGCGGAUCAGAAGUGGAGCAGCCAGGACUCAAAUCAGUACUCUGAUAUGGGAUGCCUGUGCCAUAAGCAGUGGCUUAACCCGCUGUACCACAGUGCUGACCCUAACAGGAAGUAUUUCUUAAUGAUAUUACCAAAGAGGCUCUUUCUCAAUUCUAUUUCAGUUUUAGAUUUAAGUAUAACCCUGGAAGUUAUUCAUUAAUCAACUGGGUAGGGUGGGGUUCUGAAAUAAGGAACUGAAAGUCUUGAAACAAUCCCCAAGUGUGUGGAGAAGCUCUUUAGACACAGCUUUCUUAGCAAUCAGCUAUUUUUGAAGAAGGCUAGUGGGAAAGUGUCCAGGGCUACACGUUCAGCAAACAUCUAAAAUGAAGACUUUUGAGGAGCAAACAGAAUGCGUCAUGAACGCUCUACUCGCAGACUUGCUGGGCCCAAAAUUGCAGGUUGCUAACCGGAACCUAGGCAGCGCAGAAGAACCUGUUUCAGGAGAGGCUGACUCUUUUGACGUGGCUAUCAUUGUUGGUCGCCUUCGGAUGCUGGGUGACCAGUUCAAUGGAGAGGUGGAAGCUGCUGCCAGAAAUGUCAUUAAAGAAACUGCUCCGGAGCAGGCAGCCACAGUACUCCAGGACACAGUGACAUCUCUCAGCAAGGCUUGGUGCACUCAGGAUUCCACCUUAGCAUAUGAAAGAGCCUUUCUGGGCGUGUCAGUGAAACUUCUGGAGGGUGUGGCCCGCAUUGCUCCUAAAAAGGCAAGGCCUGUGGUUCGCUGCAUGAUAACUAUGAUCAACGGGUACAGAGCCAUCCGGGAGUUUGUCGAGCGCCAGGGAGGUUGGGAAAAUCUGGAGAGCUGAAGAAGAGGUGGAGUCCUUCCCCACACUGAAUAGCGCUUCAUUUUUGAUCAGCUAUUUGAUUUCUGGCAAUAAAAACAAA